Meyerozyma guilliermondii ATCC 6260 is the source of this 249-nucleotide messenger RNA. RefSeq lists its product as uncharacterized. Bases 1 to 249 code for a protein of 82 amino acids. The record is from RefSeq and is a predicted model, not a curated record. Gene Ontology annotation, cellular component: NatC complex. The transcript has a single exon. NCBI's taxonomy places the organism in Eukaryota, Fungi, Ascomycota, Pichiomycetes, Serinales, Debaryomycetaceae.
AUGACACCAGAAGCACUUAUAGGUACCAAUGUCAAAAUCGCCUUGAAGGAUAAUCGUGUACUAGAUGGUGUGAUAACGGUGGUGGAUCCAUUUGGAAACAUUCUCUUGUCGAAUGUAUGGGAAUCAUCCAACGAUAAAAUUGAUCCAGAAACUUUGCACACACGAGAAUUGGGGUUGGUGAGUGUUCCUCGCAACACAAUCGACGAGGUGUUUAUGGACAAACGUAGCUACGAACAGUGUAAUAUAUGA